AAUAACCUGAAUUCCAUCCAGAAUCCAAACCAUCGGGCCUCGCCUCAGUUGGAAGUCACGAACAGGGCUAGCGACUCCAUCGUCUUAACUGCACAAAGCAGACAAUCAUCGUCCCUGCUGCUGCUCAAACCUGCAAGCUAGCUUCUCUCUCCUCGUCAACUAUACCUCUAUGAUAGAAUCGUCAGAGACUGAUAUCGCACAACCCACUCGCUGGUUUUAAAAAGUGCAGUGGCUGUUGGGAAACCCUUGUGACCGUAUCCUUCGAGAGUCGAGACAGUCGUGCUCGAAUGUGUUUGUUUCAGUAGAGCUUAGCUCUAAAGAACAAAGAAAGCUAGAAUGCAAGGUGGAUUACCAAACGAACAAAUGGAGAUAGUUGAGUCUCACGGUCCUCAAGAUCACAACAUAUGCAACUCCAUUCCUCGUGGUGGACCAAUCUACGUUAUGGAUUGGGUCAGUCCCAUCACCAGACUGAUCGACUUUAAGGCUUCGUUUCUUCAAGAACUCAACAGUUUGGAGGCGGAACUCUCUGCAGAUUCAUCUCAAGCAUGUAAUGAUGAGCUUUCGGUUGAUGAGCUCAAAAUUCUUACGGAGGAGGAGCUAAUGGACAUUGCCUUUGGAGAAGCAUUUAAGGAACGGGAGGAUGACGAGAAUUCAUUCCAACUUCUGGAAGAGUCCUAUAAUGGAGAGAGAAAAGAUCAAAGAAUUUCAAACAAUGAAAUUACACGUUCGGAGAGAAUAGAAAUGAAAAGUAACACUUCGUAUACACCUGAUUCCUUGAAUUGCUCCAUUGUUGUAAAAGGCAAAGGUAACUGUUCUAGCAGGCUUGGUAAAAACAACUCAAAGAGGAGGAAGAAACGGGGAAGAGCCUUUGACAGAGAGAUUCGUGCAGCAGAAUUGGAUAAUGGUUAUAUUGCAAAAGUGGAGCAACUGGCACAAAGAAAGAAAAAACAGGAUGAAGACAAAGCGGCAACUCAAUUACAUUCAUUCAAUGGCAGCUGGAAGAUCAAUGAAGGAACAGUUUCAUCCUUUGAGAAAAUCGAAAGAAUGAAAUCCCUUAGGUCAAUGGCCUAUGUAACAAAGGUGAAGUCAUCAAGCAUACAAGAAUGUGUUGCAGUUUCAAAUCCGGAAGUCAUUCUCUGUAUUGAGAUAUACCACGGCCUGAGAAGUUUUGUGAAGACCCAAGAGCUCUUGGUCCUAGGACAGCAAACCCUUACAGAACUGAGGGAUAGCAUAUAUUGCUCAACCGACCAGGUGAUGCAAAAAGCAGGGCAGCAUGAUCCUUCUGGAUAUUUCCUCAUAGAAGACGUAUUUUGCAAUGAUUUGAGAGAUCCCUCUGCUAUAGAUUACAGCAAACCCAUAUUUGAUUGGCUUAAAAACUGUGAGAAAGAAGCACUUGAGAAAUGGGAAUGCAUCAUAGCAGGUGGAUCAGAACAAAAGCGAAAUUCAUUGUUGGGCAAGGUUCCUACCCCUGACUUCCCUCAUUUUAAAGCUGUUGACAUGCAUAAGACUCGCUUCUGUGACCUGGAGUUUCGGCUUGGUGCUGGUUAUCUAUACUGUCACCAGGGAGAUUGCAAGCAUACCAUUGUGAUUAGAGACAUGAGAUUGAUACACCCGGACGAUGUACAAAACAAGGUUGCUUAUCCACUUCUCACAUAUCAAUUGAAAACCCGUUGGCAGAAAUGUUCAGUAUGCAAGAUUUAUCUUGCUACAAAGGUGACGGUGGACGACAAGUGGGCCCAGGAGAAUCCUUGCUAUUUUUGUCAUAGUUGUUAUUAUCUUCUGCACUAUGAUGAGCAGGGGAAGCUGUUGUAUGAGUUCACCGUGUACGAUUAUAACCCGGAAUAAUUAUACGAACUAUUUGAAUAUUUAAACCUUCUCUUCCCAUGUGUUCACGUUUGGAUAAGUCUGCAUGUCCUUGUCUAUUAAACAAGCUGGAAUUCUAUACUACCAUCUCAGGUCCAAAAAGAGAUUAGGUUGGUGUAACGAGACUUACAUACAUUGUGUCUUCUUCCCUAGUCCAAAUGUUGAAGUUUCUCGGUAAUA
Messenger RNA from Macadamia integrifolia, 2043 nucleotides. RefSeq names its product snRNA-activating protein complex subunit. Gene Ontology annotation, cellular component: snRNA-activating protein complex. Bases 337 to 1845 code for a protein of 502 amino acids. Gene Ontology annotation, biological process: snRNA transcription by RNA polymerase II; snRNA transcription by RNA polymerase III. The transcript is spliced from 12 exons. The record is from RefSeq and is a predicted model, not a curated record. Gene Ontology annotation, molecular function: RNA polymerase III type 3 promoter sequence-specific DNA binding; RNA polymerase II cis-regulatory region sequence-specific DNA binding; core promoter sequence-specific DNA binding. Lineage: Eukaryota; Viridiplantae; Streptophyta; Magnoliopsida; Proteales; Proteaceae.